CCGGCUGUGGGGUGUUUUUACACACACACACACACACAGUUACAAAAAACUGCAUAAGUCGAAUAACGAUUGAUAUUAUCGACCAGUGACGAUGCGCUGCUCCGUGUGCAACUACUACUCGUGGAGUUACUUCAUCGCUUUCGGGGAGAUUUUCAUCUCUUUUCACAUCGCCCGAGCUUUCCUGCACUGUGCCCGAGCCACGGGAUUGUCGCAGGAACUGAGCUGCUCCGAUGUGGAACCCAUCUUCGUGCUGCUAGUUCUUUACAACUUGCUCUCACUGCUGCUAAUCAUCGGUGUAACAAAGCGCAAUGAAAAGCUGCUGCAGAUUUACCAGACGUGCACCAUCACGCUCAAAGCUUCCGCCAUCGUCCGACGGAUAGUGCUCAGUGCCACCGAGUACAACGAGAGCAAUGUCGGAAAAACCAUCGUUGAGCUGAAGAUCAUCAUCGUGUUCACUUUGAUUUUCACCCUGGAAGCCCUCGUAGUCGCUGGAGCCUGCCGGAAAAUGCGUCGAGAGCAGCAGGAGCAACUCUACUACAUCGACGUGGUUUAGUAGUGUGGCUUCGCGUGCAAAGGAAUCGUCCAGCAGCGACAGGACACAACUGGCCCCCGGCGUCCGUCGCGAAGGUGUAAGGACACCCAUGCCACGAUGCCCAUGUCCAAGUCUUCGGAUUGUUAAAUGUCAUUCCAUCCAACGCGGGAUCCCGGUCCCGGUGGACGCGUGCAAUUGCAAAUUACACAACCAUACCGUCGUAUAUUUACCUUUUACAUACAUACGUUGUGCGUGCUUCUUAGAGGAUUAUACAGCGAGUGUAGCGAGAAAGUGGAACCGGAACGAUGGGCUGAUUAGCGUGUGUCGCUUUCAACUUUGGGAGCGAUUUUAAAACCCACAUUUGCGUCCAAUGUCCAAUGUGCUUUUGAAAACCCCGCGUAGAAAAGCGCGUAGAAAAUGCGCGAGCGCUACUCCCGAAGUGUGCAUUAGUGCGGAGGCUGAUGAAUUAUGUUCGAUUUUUCGAUGCAUUUAGAAUAAAAC
Molecule: messenger RNA, 1033 nt
Organism: Anopheles nili
Lineage: Eukaryota; Metazoa; Arthropoda; Insecta; Diptera; Culicidae
Exons: 4
Coding region: 92-553 (153 amino acids)
Source: RefSeq, a predicted model, not a curated record